GAAACCCCUAGCUUUAAGCUGGAUUAGACAUGAAGUAUUAAGCCACGAAUUACAAAAAAAAGUUCACACUGAGCUCCAAUUCAUAUUUCCGUUUGGGGAAUGAUAAUCUGAAUCUCUAGCAGCAGAUCGUGAAAUCAAAGGAAGAAUGAGACAUGGUGGAUCCCGGAGGAAGAGAUCCUCAUCCUUUGUGCGAUAUGUCGUUGUUCUAUGCGCUGUCGGUGCUGCAAUUGGAUUUUUGAUGCUCAAUAUUCUUAUGAGGCUGGAAGCUCGAGAAUCAGAAUCGACCUCUGAUCAGUUUGGUAAUGGCGACGACGUUGAGGAAACUCCGGCUCAGAGUGGAAUGGAGGGAAGCCGGAGCUCCUGCGCGACGGUGGAGCAGAUGGGAGAGUCCUUUAAAGAUGGUGUCUGGAAGGAAAGCCUGAGAGUAAGAACAAUUAUUCAAAAUCACUUUUAUUUGAAUGGUGCUUCAAGAGUGCGACAACUUCCUCCUGAGCAGUUUUGCAAACAUGGUUUUGUCAUGGGCAAAUCCUCCGAGGCAGGCUUUGGGAAUGAGAUGUACAAGAUUCUAACUGCUGGAGCUUUAAGUAUAAUGCUGAACAGAUCCUUGAUUAUUGGGCAAACCAGGGGGAAGUUCCCUUUCGGUGACUACAUUUCUUAUUCUGAUAUCACGUUUACCUUGAAAGAAAUCAAGCAUUUGUGGAGACUUAACGGUUGUGUUAGGAAAUUCAAUAGGCAUUUGAUUAUGCGAAUUGAUGAUUUUGAAAAACCUGCUCAAACAAAUGUUCUAUGCAGUAAUUGGAAGGAAUGGGAGCAUCCUAUCAUAUGGUUCCAAGGUACAACUGAUGCAGUGGCUGCUCAAUUUUUCUUGAAGAAUGUACAUCCCGCUAUGAGGGCUGCUGCUUCUAAUUUAUUUGGGUGGCCAGAGGUUUUAGAAUCUAGACCUAAUGUAUUUGGAGAGCUGAUGAGAGUUCUUAUAUCUCCUUCAAAGGAUGUUGAAGAAGCAGUGAUCUCAGUCCUGAAAAGUGGGGCUGAUCCUGAUAUUUCCUUGCACAUGCGGAUGCUUAUGAAUAGGUCUGUCAGAGGUUUACAGGCUGCAGUGCAGUGCAUCAGAAAAGCCAUGCUUAAUCUAACCACAGUCUCAAAACCUAGAUUGGUUUUAGUAUCAGAUACCCCAAAUUUUGUAAAAAGUAUCAUGCUCAUCUUAGGCGAAUUUGCAGAGGUUAUUCAUUUUGAUUAUGAACACUUCCGAGGAAACAUCUCUGGAACGCACGAUGAAUUCCAUAAAUUGGACUUCAGAGUGAAGGACUGGGGCCCAUCACCAAGAUGGGUUGCUUUUGUGGAUUUCUUUCUUGCAUCCCGUGCCAAGCAUGCUGUUAUAUCUGGUGCUCACCGGCGUGUUGGUACUACCUAUGCUCAGCUAAUUGCGGCAUUGGCUGCAGCACACAAUCUUGACAAUCUCGGGAACAGUUCUACUGGUUCAGACUUUUCAUUCUUGAGUAGCUACCAAAGUAAUUUGCUGAGAGAAGGUUUAAAGAACCAGGUUGGCUGGGGGCAUAUCUGGAACAGGUUUGCAGGUCCUUUAAGCUGUCCGAGUCAGCCUAAUCAGUGUGCUUUUACCCCUGUUCUCCCUCCGGCAUGGUGGGAUGGACUUUGGCAAUCUCCCAUUCCACGAGACAUUAAAAGAAUGGAGAAUUAUGGAGUUCAUUUAUCGAGCCUCGGCAUUGUUGAUGAAGAUAGUCUACGAUCAUUCUGUAAUGCAAAGAAGAAUGUUGUGAGGACUAUCCCUUUCAUACUAUAGUCAUUUUAUGCUUCUGUCUGUCAUGUAAGCUCUAUAACUAACAUAGUCCUUAUAACUGUUCCUAAACUGUGCUUAUCUAGUCAAUGUUGGCACAGUCCAGGAAUUUGUUUCUGUUAAAUCAAAUAGCCCAAUAAAUUAUGUCUUCUUCUAUUUAUUGGGCCAUUUGAUUUACGAAACAAAAUCUUAUAUGCCGUUAAGAAUGUCUGAUUCCUUUUUUAGUCGGUUCCAUUGGAUCAAAUAGGUACAAACCGACAUUUUCCCGUUUUACUCCCGAGUUAAAAAAUGUUUAUAGAGUCGGAUGAUAGAAAAAUUAUCAUAUUACACAUUUUUUUUCUACCAA
Messenger RNA from Benincasa hispida (wax gourd), 2138 nucleotides. RefSeq lists its product as uncharacterized. Lineage: Eukaryota; Viridiplantae; Streptophyta; Magnoliopsida; Cucurbitales; Cucurbitaceae. The record is from RefSeq and is a predicted model, not a curated record.